AUGAGCUACGUCCUUAUAAAUGGAGAUAUUCCCAAGGUGUGCCUUAUGUUUCUGAAUGGUGACGUUAAAACAGUGAAUGCGACUGGAUGCGAUCAAUUAUUUGGCAGUUUUGAGUCAAGCAACGCUAAUGCAGAUGUGGCUAGCACCGUUACCAAUGGAUCCCUGUGCGCGAAAGUUGUAGGCGGCUUAAUGUGUCAAUUGUCCACAACUCUCUACCUACUCAUUUUAGUGCUGUACAUAAUUCUACUUCCUUACUCGACUUUGUUCUUGUUAGCGAUGUUCUUUGAAUAUGUUGAUUAUAAUGCUUUGAGCUGUGAUGAUUUGCAGGAAAUUGUUUCGUCUACUGAUUUUUCAGCUUUGUAUUCCACUAGUGGCGUUGAAUUUCAAUUGAAAUUUUUAUUGGUUACUUUAGCCUUGGUAGGCUCCUUGUCUUUCUUAAAGGCCGAUGUAAAUAUAUGUUCUGGUGUAGCUGAUAAUGUUUUCCUGCCGGUUCUGGGAAAUUGUUCCCAAUACUAUAUCUGUAUGGAUGAAACCCCUUUAAAGAGGAGUUGUGUCAGCGGUUACUUGUUUGAUAGCAGAAUCCAAUCCUGUACCUUUCCUGAUAAGGCUCAAUGUGUUCAAAAUUGUACCGAAGCCUUGUCAUCCUUUUGUUAUGAUCAUACCUGCACCAAAUUUGUUUUAUGUUAUUCUGGCACUCCUGUCGUACAGGAAUGCUGUGACGGCCUACAAUACAAUGCCGAUACAGAUCGCUGUGAUUUUCCCCAAUAUGUAGAUUGUGUAAAUAAUAUGUGUACGGUCUUCAAUGACCCUACCAAUAUUACAUUCUUGGCCAGUAAGGCCAGCUGCGGAAAAUACUAUGUAUGCAUGGAUGGUGUGGCUAAUGCCCAGAAUUGUUCCAGUGGUCUCCAGUUCAAUACGGAAUGUAAUUGUUGCGAUUUCCCUUCACGAGUCAACUGCACAAUUUCCUCAUUGCAACGCAACAUCAAACCGUUUUCAAAGACCCCUCCCAAGGCUGCCGAUAUUAAGUGCCCCCAACAAGGAAGUCAUUUCUAUCCACAUACUAAUGCAGAGAAAUACUAUUUCUGCUCAAAUGGCCGUGGUGUUGUCUUAGAAUGUACUCCCGGCUUGGUAUUCGAUCCAUAUUUGGAGACUUGUCGUGAAAAAUCAAAUAUUGGACAAGCUAAUAUGUAUAGGAGAGCAUUUAAUUGAUAGCAACAGUUCAUCUUUUCUUAAAAAAAAUGUAUUAACUGCCCCUAUACAUCAAUACAGCGAUCUUAGAGGUUAAAACACAUUUUACUAUAGAUCUUAAAAAGGUAAAAUU
Molecule: messenger RNA, 1321 nt
Organism: Stomoxys calcitrans (stable fly)
Lineage: Eukaryota; Metazoa; Arthropoda; Insecta; Diptera; Muscidae
Product: probable chitinase 10
Exons: 5
Coding region: 1-1209 (402 amino acids)
Cellular component (GO): extracellular region
Molecular function (GO): chitin binding
Source: RefSeq, a predicted model, not a curated record